Molecule: messenger RNA, 786 nt
Organism: Aspergillus nidulans FGSC A4
Lineage: Eukaryota; Fungi; Ascomycota; Eurotiomycetes; Eurotiales; Aspergillaceae
Exons: 2
Coding region: 1-786 (261 amino acids)
Source: RefSeq, a predicted model, not a curated record
AUGUCCGACACGGCGUCCCUUCCGUCUGGCCUCCCAUGCUCGUCACCCUUCUAUAUUAUCAACCCAAUUUUCCUCAGCAUCGCUGGCUACAAUGUCCUCGAGCUCUUGCUGUGGAUCUUCAACACCUUCGACCGCUGGCGGGGGCUGUACUUUGGCAGCAUCCUCACCUCUACCCUCUCCCUGGCCGCAUACGUCAUAGCUCAGUCGCUGCGGACUUUCAGGACAGACUUCAGCGAGCUUCUCGCUGCCGGUUAUAUCUUUGCCUUCUCGUACACGGCUCUCUUGACGGCACAUAUCCUCGUUCUGUACUCGCGGUUACACCUCGUCCUGCACAGCUAUCGCAUCCUCCGCGGUAUUCUGAUAAUGAUCAUCGUGACUUCGGUGCUCUCCGUGCCCGCACAGCUGACGGUGACGCUGACACUGGUCAGCACGCGCCAACCGCGUCUUGCAAGGGCAGAGUACAUCCUCGAACGCAUUGUCUUUCUGGGCGCUACUGUCCGCGAGUUUGUCGUGUGCGCCAUCUACACCGUGCAGGCGUAUCGUAAUCUGCAUCCGAUCGCACAGGCAAAGGGCCGCGCGGGAAAAAGAGUAUUGGUGUAUCUCAUGGCCGUGCAGGUUGCGGCUCUAGUACUGGAUACAGGGUUUCUAGUGCAGAUCUACAUGGACCUUGCCCUUGCCGCGAACGGGUACUGUGCCCUGCUCUAUAGCAUAAAGCUCAAGAUGGAAUUUGGGGCAGGGCUAGGAGGGCGACUAUCUGACUUUCCAGGAGCAGAAGGUGCUGUCUAG